Molecule: messenger RNA, 1892 nt
Organism: Arabidopsis arenosa
Lineage: Eukaryota; Viridiplantae; Streptophyta; Magnoliopsida; Brassicales; Brassicaceae
Source: the annotation of a GenBank genome assembly
UGCUUCAUAAUACGACAAAAACCUAAAGCUACUACUUCUCCGGCGAAAAAAACUAAGAAAAUGGAGGGAACUAUCAAAUCUCCGGCCAAUUACGUUCCUCUUACUCCAAUCAGCUUCCUCGAUCGAUCUGCUGUCGUCUACGCUGACAGAGUCUCCGUCGUUUAUGGCUCCGUCAAGUACACGUGGCGCCAGACUCGUGACCGCUGCGUCAGAAUCGCCUCCGCUCUCUCCCAGCUCGGAAUCUCUACCGGAGAUGUGGUUUCAGUGUUGGCCCCAAAUAUUCCAGCUAUGGUUGAGUUGCAUUUUGGUGUUCCUAUGGCUGGAGCUUUGCUUUGUACACUCAACAUUCGUCAUGAUUCUGCACUUGUAGCAGUCUUACUGAGACAUUCAGGGACAAAAGUGAUUUUUGCAGAUCAUCAGUUUCUUCAAAUAGCUCAAGGAGCUUGUGAAAUCCUCUCAAAGAACGGUGACACGGUCCCUAUUUUGGUCUUGGUCCCAGAGCCUCUUACUCAAUCUGUUUCAGGGAAGAAGAGAUCUGAGGAGGAUAUAAUGGAAUAUGAAGAUGUUGUGGCGAUGGGGAAAUCGGAUUUCGAGGUUAUACGACCAACUGAUGAGUGUGAUCCUAUAUCUGUUAAUUACACUUCAGGUACCACUUCAAGUCCCAAAGGUGUUGUUUAUAGUCACAGAGGUGCUUAUUUGAAUUCUCUGGCUGCGGUUUUACUCAACGAAAUGCACUCAUCGCCUACUUAUCUAUGGACUAAUCCCAUGUUUCAUUGCAAUGGCUGGUGCUUAUUGUGGGGUGUUACCGCAAUUGGUGGGACUAACAUAUGUUUGAGGAAUGUGACGGCCAAGGCUAUAUUCGAUAAUGUUUCCCAGCAUAAGGUGACUCACAUGGGAGGUGCGCCAACAAUAUUGAAUAUGAUCAUCAACGCGCCUGAAUCCGAGCAGAAACCGCUUCCUGGGAAGGUAUCUUUUAUAACCGGUGCUGCACCGCCACCAGCUCAUGUGAUUUACAAGAUGGAAGAGUUGGGCUUUUCUAUGUUUCAUUCCUAUGGGUUAACCGAAACUUAUGGACCAGGCACGAUCUGUACAUGGAAACCUGAGUGGGACUCUUUGCCUAGAGAAGAACAGGCGAAAAUGAAAGCCCGGCAAGGCGUGAAUCAUAUAGGGAUCGAGGAAAUACAAGUUAAAGAUCCUCUAACCAUGAGAACUUUGGCAGCUGAUGGUGUGACUAUGGGUGAAGUUGUCUUCAGGGGAAACACAGUGAUGAAUGGUUACUUAAAGAACCCUGAAGCAACCAAGGAAGCUUUUAAAGGAGGUUGGUAUUGGAGUGGCGACUUAGGUGUUAAGCACCCCGACGGAUACAUAGAGCUGAAAGACCGAUCAAAAGACAUUAUAAUCUCUGGAGGAGAAAACAUUAGCUCGAUUGAAGUCGAGUCUACUCUGUUCACUCAUCCUUGUGUUCUUGAAGCAGCUGUUGUUGCGAGGCCUGAUGAGUAUUGGGGUGAGACUGCUUGUGCAUUUGUGAAGCUUAAAGACGGGUCUAAGGCCAGCGCGGAGGAGCUUAUAAGCUAUUGCAGGGACCGGCUUCCGCAUUAUAUGGCUCCGAGGAGUAUCGUGUUUGAGGAUCUUCCUAAAACAUCGACCGGAAAAGUUCAGAAGUUUGUUCUGAGGACCAAGGCUAAGGCUUUGGGAAGCUUAUCAAAGAAAGGCAGAAGCAAGUUAUAAAUUGGUAAGCUCUUUUUGUUACUUCCGAUCUCUAUGAGAUGUGUUAUAAAUUUGUUACUGUCUAUAAGAUCAUGUUUGUGUCUAAGCUAAACCGGAAUGAAAAACUUAAACCAAGUUGUAUGUUUCUGAAAUUAAUAAAACCGGAAUGAAAUUGGAAUUCCGGA